GGUACCGGAAGUACUUGAAAGCUGGCAAGCUAGGUCACAUUGUCGGUGUUUUGUAAUGUUUUGAACGACCCUACCGCAAUGGAAGCUGCCAAAACAGAUGAGGUUCACCUAAGACAUGUGGAAACUGAUGUGCUCAUUCCCAAAAUGAUGAGGGAGAAAGCUAAGGAGAUCUGCGCCGACAGAGUUCAAGCUUUCAACCACUGCUGCAAAGAGUCCGGUUUCUUGAUGGUGGUGAAGUGUCGAGAAGAGAAUGCCGCCCUGAAGGACUGUCUGACACAACACUAUAAGGACCCAGCCUUUUUUGAGAUGUGUAAGCAGGAAUACAUCCAAGAAAGAACAGAGUUUGAGAGGACGGGGAUCCCAGCCAAGAAUAGGAAACAAAAACUCCCAACCAGCAUGUAACCGCCUCAUUUUGGUCUCACGAUGGAAUGACGAGACUCAGUCCUCAGCAAGCUCUGAUGGCCAUCUGCAAACCAGUUGACCGUAUUCUGUUUAAGUCUGACAUUUGUCACAAGAACACAUAGGCAAGAAUCAAACAAAUAAUGACUGUGUACAUUAUAUUUGCAAAAAUCAAAUAUAAAGCCAAUACAAUGCAGAAUAUUGUAUUUGAGUUACCCUAAAAAAAUGUCUGACUUAACAUGAAAUAGUAAAUGUGUAUUUUAACUUACAAAGAUGGUGAAAAGAUACUUGUACAGUGUGAUCACAUUUCAUGUAAUUAAAUGUGUGUAAAUAUCCACAGAGCUGAUGUCUUAUUUCCUAAAUUGUCAUAAUUUUUCAAAGUUAAAUCCCAUUUUAACUUCAUAUGUCACAUUAGCAUUUCUCAAACAAUGUGAAUUAUGCAUACAGUAUAAUUAAGGAUAUUUCUCUUGUUUUUGUUUUUGGUAAGCUUGUCAGAUGGUAAUUCA
Molecule: messenger RNA, 905 nt
Organism: Dunckerocampus dactyliophorus (ringed pipefish)
Lineage: Eukaryota; Metazoa; Chordata; Actinopteri; Syngnathiformes; Syngnathidae
Gene: cmc1
Product: C-x(9)-C motif containing 1
Exons: 4
Coding region: 79-402 (107 amino acids)
Cellular component (GO): mitochondrion
Source: RefSeq, a predicted model, not a curated record